AUGCCGAUGCCCCCGGAGAACGAGAAGAAGGUCAUAGUUGUGGACUUUGAGGAUGACCACCCCCAAGACUGGCCCGCGUUACGAAAAUGGGUCAUCAUGGCCACCAUUGCGGUCCCCUUGUUCCUCAUGCCCUUGUCGUCAACAAUCACAGCACCAACCGUCAAUGCAAUUGCAGAUGAGUUCCAUACCACGUCGACCAUCACAGGUCCUCUGGCGUUAUCCCUGUUCCUGCUCAUGUACUCCAUGGGACCAAUCUUACUCGGCCCAUGCAGUGAGCUAUAUGGCCGGUGGCCGGUGUUGCAGGCUGGAGGCGUCUUUUACCUGGCCUUCAACCUUGGUGCUGGGUUCUGCACAAGCAUGACACAAUUGUUGAUCUUCCGGUUGCUGAGCGGUAUUGGAGCAAGCGCAUCUCUAGCUGUCGGCGCAAGUAUGGUAGGAGAUGUCUUCCGCAAAGAGGAGCGUGGACUACCAGUUGCUCUCGUCAGCCUUGGCCCUGUUCUAGGAUCGUGUCUCGGCCCUAUUGUGGGCGGGUUCAUUGCAGAUUACACCAGCUGGCGAUGGGCAUUCUGGUCAACUUCGCUUGCCACAGGAGUAUAUUUGGUACUAUCAUUCAUUCUCGCGCGGGAAACAUACGCACCCAUCCUACUGCUUCGCAAGAAGACAGCACUGAUUGCAGAGGCAAAGAGCGUGGGGAAGGACGACCAAUACAUCUGGAAGACCCCCUUUGAGAAGGACGAGACAAUCGGCCAGCUGUACCGACGCACCAUCUCCCGGUCCUUGUAUUUUCUUGGCACGCAACCCAUUAUUCAAGCUCUAGCUUGCUACUAUGGGUAUCUCUAUGGGAUUGUCUAUCUCCUCCUCUCCAGCUUCUCGGAUCUUUGGUCAAUGCGGUACAAUAUGAAGAUCAGCACGGGUGUCCUCAAUUACAUUGCUCCCUGCAUAGGCUACGCUAUUGGAGCACAGAUCUGUGCCUUCUUGACCGACCGACUAUACCGAUAUCAAGUAGCCAAAAACAACGGCGUCGGGAAGCCCGAGUUCCGGCUACCCAUUAUGGUGCCAGCUUCUUUUCUGGUCCCCAUUGGGCUGUUCAUUUACGGCUGGAGUGCAGAGUACAAAACCCAUUGGAUUAUACCAGAUAUUGGAAUCGCCCUGCCAUUGAUGGGGGCAACUGUCAUCUUUCAGUGUUGCACUGCCUACAUAUUGGAUACAUUCCCUUUCUACGCCGCCAGUGCCAAUGGUGCUGUCUACAUUGUGCGAGGGUUGACUGGCUUUGGAUUCCCGUUGUUCAGUCCGGAGAUGUACGCGAAGCUUGGAUAUGGAUGGGGGAACAAUGUUCUGGCAUUCUUGGCCUUGGUGAUUGGAUGUCCCAUCCCAUUCAUCUUGUGGAGAUACGGAGAGAGAUUGAGAGCCGGGAGUACCUUCGCAGAUCAGUUAAAAUAG
Penicillium paradoxum is the source of this 1440-nucleotide messenger RNA. Its product is annotated as MFS transporter. The record is from RefSeq and is a predicted model, not a curated record. Gene Ontology annotation, molecular function: transmembrane transporter activity. NCBI's taxonomy places the organism in Eukaryota, Fungi, Ascomycota, Eurotiomycetes, Eurotiales, Aspergillaceae. The transcript has 2 exons. Bases 1 to 1440 code for a protein of 479 amino acids. Gene Ontology annotation, biological process: transmembrane transport.